CCAUCGCAUCCGUAAACUAAAAUUUAUUUGCUGGCAACAGAUGCUAAAAUGGUUUGUGUUAAUUUAUUUCACUUGUUGAACGAUGAUCAUCUCACGUGCAAAUUUUUAUUUUGUGAUAUUUUAUACAUUUUAUCAUGAUUUUGUUCUUUGGAUUUUCUCUUUUGAUAUAUAGUUUUCUAAAACAUAUCUUAUUAAUUUAGCCAAGUCAAAUUCUGGUGCUCGCUCUGUCAACUCAGAGACUGAGUUACUGAGUUAACGCUUAACACACUCGUCACUUUCCCAAAGGAAACAGUGACCGAGUGAGCUGAGUGGGUUAUUGUUUAUCUUUAAGUGAAUAUGAUGAUACUAUAAUUAUUGAUUUUAUUGAUUGUGUUGAUAAAUCAUUAGUCAGAAUCUAUAAAUACUAUUAUGCCAAUUAAUAAAUUAGGUUUAAUUUGACUUGGAUUAAGUUGGAUUUGAACUAGGCUAAACUAAAGAAGUCAGUCAGGUUUUGUGAGUCAUUCACACAGACUGGAGACUCUUUGAGUUAUUUGUGACAGUGACAGUAACUACUGGUCUACCUGGUCACUGGACUUAGAUAUUCUGGGCCCACAGUUUACCCUCUAGUCUAGCAACAACUCUAAUAUUUACUAAGAACAAAGUCAAUCUUAAACUUAAACAUUAAAUUUCAUUCAAUUUUUUAGUAAAUCCAAGAAGAAUGUGUUAUUUUUAAGAUAAUGCUGAUCACGACUCAGUGCUCUAUGACUAUUAGCAUUAGAUGGCAGGAUGAUAAUUCUGGUGAGAUUAGAUCUAGACAGUCUAGUAGAUGCAUUGAUACAGAAUUCAGUCCAGAAAUCAGGUUAUUUUUUGGAGCUUGGAAAAAAAAGAAAAAUAUUAAUAGUUAGGCCUAUAAACUAUAGAUAGAAAAAUAAUGUUUCAAGAAAUAAUUAUUGAUAGAUAGGCCUAUAAACUAAAAAUAGGUAUAUAUGUCAACGAAGUGUCUACACGUCCGGCGCGCCGGACAAAUAGUGCGCAAGAUAUACGUCCGGCGGCAUGUCACGUGACUGCCGGACGGCUAGUAGUUUUUAUAAUUCCGAACGAAGUGCAUGUUGGUAGAUCUUGUGUGGUCUACUGGUAAAGUGGUUCGCUUGAUGUUAAUAUGAAUUGAGGAUCAAUACCGGGGAUAAGUUCGUUUUUUUUUCUUCCCAUUUUAAUUAAAAAUAAUUUAUACUAUAUUUAUAUUAUCAUGUUCAUCAGCAACAGUAGUUUCAUGAGAAGUUUUUAAAUAUUUUGUAGCAAUUGAAACAAUUUAAAAUGAAAUAUUUUACUUUUAUUGGUUGCCUACUUCACACUGGCCCCUAAUUUAUUUUAUGGAUUACUGGUACACAAACUCAAAUAACAAACUAAACAAAAAUGUUUACAAGCCACUUUCACUUAAGUUUUUUUCUUUUAUUUGCAUUCAAGAUACUCAGUACAUUACUUGGUAGAGAAAUAGAUUUUAAAAUUAAUAAUAGUUUUGAAUCAAUCGCAGUCAACGUGACAAGGCUGCCUGACAAGAUAUCUCUCGCCACUUUGUUACGGCGGUCAUGUGACUUGGUCGCCGGACAAAUAGUGCGGGAGAUACACUGCCAUAUGUCAAACCUAUCAAUAUUAUGUGUAUAACAGCGUAUCUAACUGCCACCAAUAAAAAAAUAUAUUUUUAAAAAAAUCAUGAUUAUUUUUUGUAAAUUGUGUUAGCCAGUGACCCCGUAGAAAAACUCUAUUCCCAUUUGGGUUCACCACAUAUGGUUUGGGAUUCUGUGAAUUACUCUUAUUAUUGACUAGUACUAGUAAAUGUCGAAUAUAUUUAAUUAACACAUUGAUAAUCUAUUCAAACUGUUUAGACAAGAGGUCCCCACUUGUAUGGGUACUAAAAGAAUUACCACAAUUAUACAAACCCAAUCAUGUACAUUAAAAUUUGUCAGAAAUCCCUAGGUCUACAUUCUGAAUUAUUCACAUUACAAGUAUAGAACCUACAUCUUAUAUCUGUACAAGUCUCCAUUUAACAACUUUAAUAUCUUGAGGCACCAACAAAAAUAUAUUUUUUUUUAUAUCAUUUGUCAUUGCAAUUACUGAAUAAAGAUAGCACAUAGCAUUGUAUGUUAACUGCAAAUAAAACUAGGUACUGUUAUAUAUCUGUGUCACAGUCAGAACUAGGCAUCAAUGAGCAUCACCAGGCUCAGGUGAUAAACUAUAUUCGAUUUGCUCGCUACCAAAGAGCUCAGAGGCUCAGAGCUGUUGAUGUUUGCUUUGAAGAAUUAAAAGACAGCAGGUAAAUAAAGUGGAUUUAUUUAUUAAAUUUUUUUAAAAAUGUGUUUAUUUUAUUGUUUGUAACUUAUUUGUAAAUAAUUUUGUUUUGAAAAAGACAUGGAAAAAAGUUUUUCCAUACAUGUUCAUUUGUAUGAAAUGACAUGUGACAUGAGAGAGAAUAUUUCAGAGGUGUAAGCCACAAGAAAAAAAGAGGAUGGAAAUCCAAAGAAAUUGAUGGCUCCUAAAAGCAUUUUGUAAUUAGAAAUAAAAUAAUCCAAAAUGAAAGUGCUAUAAAAACCACAUUCAGCUUUCUACUUCACCAUUUUAGAUUGACAGAUGAAACUUUCACAGUUGAUGAAGUCACAGAUAUGUUGGAUGGCCUGCUGGCUGUGGUUAGGUCAGAGGUUGAAUCCGAGCUUAUCAACACGGCCCACACUAAUGUUCUCAUGACAAGACAGUUGUGCUUGCAGGCAGAAAAAUGGCAUCUUAAGCUUUCCACUGAUAUAUCAGAACUGGAAAAUAGGUGAGAUGCCUCUGAUCACAUUGAAACCCAUUUAAUACACUUGACAUGAGUUUUUAGGUUGUUGUUUUUAUUGAUAGUUCUCAUCAUCUUAAACUCUUUACUGCCUUUGACGUUGCUGUGAAUCCUCCCUAACUCUCAUAUCCUAUGGCCCACUUGAGGUGUUUUUGCCUGUUGCUCUAUAACUACAAUGCUCAUUCAGUGCCCCUAGCAGCAUCACUCCCAUUCAACAUGACUAAUAAAGAGUAAUGCAAUUCUCGAGAGAUCAUAACUCUUUUUUUAUGAAAUAUUUGUAUUUUGUUAGCAUUUUGUUAGCCUAUUUUGUUUAACAUUUUGAAAGUCUUGAUUAGGUAUAUGAGAGAGGUUGGCAACCUGGGAUUCUGGAAUAAAUAAAGCUUGUGUCUUUAUUAAAAAAUUUUUUUUUUUUUUUACUUAUCUAGAAUGCUAUUAAUACUUACAUUAAAAUUAAUAUAAGCUCAACGCAACCAAAAAAAAGUCACAUCAAAAAUAUCUUUUAAAUGAAUCAAAUAAGUAAUUUUUAUUUGUUUUUAGUUUAGCACAAGAAGUUGUUAUAAUAGAAAGAAUGAAUAAAUAUUCUAAUUAUAAUAUUUUUUGAGUGCUUUUUUAUAAGUAAAAUAUUAACCUAGCUGUCAAUUGCAAAUAUACUCUCCCAGUUCACCCCUGACUGCAACUCCCGUAAUAUUGCUGUAGCAGAUUUAUUUAAUAAAAUUACUUGAAAGUUUGCCAUUCCUUGGUUUACUAUCUUCAAAUAAUUCUACACAAAAAUAAUAAAAUGAAAGUAUAUUACCAGUGUUAGAUAGUAUAAGCUUCUAAAGUUUAUUUAUCUAAAUGAAAAGUAAAUUAUUAUUAUUAAAUUGGUCUUAUAUAGCGCGGUACCCCAGCCUAGGUACCCCUUCACAUAAAAAUUAGCAAAAAGAAAAAAAGAAACAUGACAUUAAAAAACAGUUACAUAAAAUUAUUCAUUGUCAAAAUAUAAUAUAUACCCAGUUCAUGUUAUUUUAUUACAUGCAUGAAAAAUAAUUUUGUAAAGAAAACACUUUAAAUCAGAUAAAAAUUUAUUCGAGUCCAUGCAUCUAGUUCUAAUCAUAAUUGAUUCUUGCCUAAUUUACAAUGUUUUUAAAUCAAGUCAGCUUAAGAAGGGUUAUAGCCAGAUUAACCCAUAUUGUUCACUAGUUGUAAUUUUUCAUGAAGAGCCUACACUUUUUAAAUAAAAUAAUCUCCAAAAAAAAAAUAAGGUUACUUAAAGCAUAAACAUAAACUUUGAAUUAUAAUAUCCCAGAGCAUUGGUAUAUUGUUCACAAUUUCAUGUCACUACCAUGGUCACUUUCAGCAUUAAUUACUAAAAGGUUAGUGCUAAUUUUAAUGUAAAAUUUCAACCUUGAGAUCAGCUAAAUCUAAAAUCACUUUUAAUUUUUGCACUUAUUUAAAUAGUUUCUGCAUCAGUCUGUUUGAUUAUUGUAUCCUCUAAGCAUGCUAAUCAAACUAAUCAAACUCCUUCUGCUUCCAUGGGCCCACGUUCUGGAACCAGCUCCCCUUCCAUAUACGUCAUAGUGAAACCUCGUCCAUUUUCAAAAAGUCCCUUAAAACUCAUCUGUUUAGGUCCGCCUAUGACCUGUGAACUCGUCCAUUUUCAAAAAGUCCCUUAAAACUCAUCUGUUUAGGUCCGCCUAUGACCUGUGAUGCACCCUCCUUGCCCUACCUAAUUUUCUGUUUCGGUUUAAUCCUGAAGUGUCAAAGUGUCCUCUUUUUAUAGCCAUUUUCAUUGUUUCUAUAGAAUAGUAUUUACUAUCCUAGUGUCUCAUUUGUAUUUACUUAGUUUACAUGUUUUAAUAAUUGUAAAGCGCUUAGAGCUUUAUGAUAAGCGCUAUAUAAAAAUGCCUAAAUAAAUAAAUAAAUAAAUAAUAGAGUGUCACAGAGUAUCAAAUGAAACAUUCCUAAUACAUAAAGAAGAAGGACUUUUUGGCAAGACGUUCAGUUAACCCAAAUAGUCACAUGAAUGGUAGUUAGGUUGCUGGGCACCCUUUAUAAGCAUAAACGUAGUAUAUUAGUUUCCUAGUUGGUUCUUGACUACGUUAUUGUUCUCCUUUCAAAAUUUUAUUUUUCUUCCAAUUUCGAAUUGAACAGAGAACUGUUAGAACAAAUCCGGGAGUUUGAAGAACGAGAAUUCUCAGGGGCAAAGAAGGACAAAGAUUUUGUGCCUAAGAAACUGAUGCCUAUCAAUGAUACGGGUCUGACUCAACUUUUAAAUACAGUAAGUUUAACAGUGACCUGCAACAGUGACCUGCAACAGUGAUCUGCAACUGGCUUUAACAGUGACCUGCAACUGAGGAGUUGUGGGCAUUUCUUUGGGCUUUGUUAUUUUUUUUAUGGUGUUACACAUACAUGGACUCUUCAAGCCUAAAUGACUUUUUUAAUGUAUAUACUUUGGGGAAGUCUGGGGCAAAGGAAGUCUUUAUUUAUGGUCACCAGCUUGCUUGAGGUGAUUUGCUUUAUCACUGGAUGAUGUCAUUGCAGGCUUCCAGGUGGUUUGGGAGUUUGUGCUGGCUUGUUUUUAUUGCCAUAAAAAGGCCCCGUGAAUGCAUAUCUUAACUGUGGCCCUGUGAAUGCAUAUCUUAACUGUGGCCCUGUGAAUGUGUAUUUUAACUGUGGCCCUGUCAAUGCAUAUUUUAACUGUGGCCCUGUGAAUGCUUAUCUUAACUGUGGCCUUGUGAAUGCUUCUCUUAACUGAGGCCCUGUGAAUGCCCUCAUAGAUUAACAAAACUUAUUUAUUUAUUUUAAUAGAAAAUUGAUGAACUGCUAUCUGAAAAUGAAAUGCUGUUGCAGAGACUAGCCAAGUUUGACAAAGAAGUGAGUGUUUGCAAAUUUCUAAUAGAACAAAUGUGUUAAGAACAAUAAAAUAACAUUUGAUUAGUCUUCAAACCUUACCAUUGUUAGUCUUUAGGUUAUAAAUAUACAUAUUCAUGAGAAAUAAAAUAAUUUUUGGCUCAUAGCUAUGAUUGUUAAGACUUAGAAAGUUAUGUUUCAAUAAAUUGUAAGGGCAGUGGUGCUUCUAUCUUUUAUAAUGAAGGGUAAACAUUGAAGAGCAAAAUAUUUUUUUUAAAAGGGUUUGCAUAUCAAUAUUUGCAUGUUCCACCAACCAGAGGCGUAGCAAGAUUGUAGCAAGACAUGGCUCCUGGUGUGGGCCCCAAGGGUGAGGCAAGACAUGGCUCAUGGUGUGGGCCCAAGUGUCUGGCAAGACAUUCCUCAUGGUGUGGGCCCCAGGUGUGUGGAAAGACAUCCCUCAUGGUGUGGGCCUCAAGUGUCUGGAAAGACAUCCCUCAUGGUGUGGGCCUCAAGUGUGUGGAAAGACAUUCAUCAUGGUGUGGGCCCUAAGGGUGUGGAAAGACAUUCCUCAUGGUGUGGACCCUAAGGGUGUGGCAACACAUGGCUCCUGGUGUGGGCCCCAAGUGUGUGGAAGGACAUUCCUCAUGGUGUGGGCCCCAAGUGUGUGGAAAGACAUUCCUCAUGGUGUGGGCCUCAAGUGUCUGGAAAGACAUCCCUCAUGGUGUGGGCCUCAAGUGUGUGGAAAGACAUUCAUCAUGGUGUGGGCCCUAAGGGUGUGGAAAGACAUUCCUCAUGGUGUGGACCAGGUGUGGGCCUCAAGUGUGUGGAAAGACAUUCAUCAUGGUGUGGGCCCUAAGGGUGUGGAAAGACAUUCCUCAUGGUGUGGGCCCCAGGUGUGUGGAAAGACAUCCCUCAUGGUGUGGGCCUCAAGUGUCUGGAAAGACAUCCCUCAUGGUGUGGGCCUCAAGUGUGUGUGCCUCAAGUGUGUGGAAAGACAUUCAUCAUGGUGUGGUCUCUAAGGGUGUGGAAAGACAUUCCUCAUGGUGUGGACCCUAAGGGUGUGGCAACACAUGGCUCAUGGUGUGGGCCCUAAGGGUGUGGAAAGACAUUCCUCAUGGUGUGGGCCCCAAGUGUGCGGAAAGAUAUUCCUCAUGGUGCGGGCCCUAAGGGUGUGGCAAGACAUUCCUCAUGGUGUGGGCCCAAGGGUGUGGCAAGACAUUGCUCAUGGUGUGGGCCCUAAGGGUGUGGCAAGACAUUCCUCAUGGUGUGGGCCCAAGGAUAUGGCAAGACAUUGCUCAUGUUGGGGCCCUAAGAGUGUGGCAAGACACUCAUUAUGUGGGCCCCUGGCAAAGAAGUUAAUUGCUGUUUUAAUAAUUUCAGCUGUACCAGGAUUAAAUUUUUGUUCUAAAUCUUGAUUUUGUAUAUAAACUAUUGGUUUCUCAAGCUUGAUGGGAAAAAAAGAGGGGGGGGGGAGGUUGGCAUUUCAGUUUUGAAUUUUUUUAUGUGUACCAUAUAUCCUUAGUACAUCCAGUCACCGACACACUCUACUUUCUGUAAUAGUUUUUCAGGACCACCAUCGAGCCCACUUUAGUUAUUUAUAAUAAUAGAUAACAUAUUGAAUCAACCACUUUGUUUUGAUUUGUUCUAUUAAUAAUUGGGGUUAAAAUCAAAUUUUACUCCUCACUUUAAAAUCCUGUUCUGUUCAGAGGAAUAUAUGAUCCACUCAUUAUAAUAAACAAAUCACUUAUCACCUUUACAGAACUAAAAGGAUCUUUACAAAUUUAUCAGACAUGUAUUUGAUUAAUUUUAUUAUUUUUUUUAAAAUACACUCAAAGUUCACCAGCAACUACCAAAGAACAAAGUCUUUAACAUCUGAUCUAGAGAGAAUGCAAGCAGAACUCAUGGCAAAAGGAACAAGGGUUAGUAGUUGUCUGUUGUUUUACAAAUGCAAAUACUUACUGAUAAAUGAACUGAUACAUUUCUUAUAUAAGCUAUCUCUUUUUAGAUGUUAAAUAUUAAUUUAAAAAAUGGCAUGCUGAUAGCUGAGCUACAAAUUUGACAACAUUUAAACACCUUUAGGAAAUUUGCACAAUGAUUUUGCUUAUAUUGUUGCAUGAUGGAAGUUUAGAAAUUCUAUAAAUUGAUGAGUUUCUUUUGAUGAGAUUUUUAAUUCCUUAUUUUCAAACUCCUUAAAUUGCCUAAAAAGUGCUAAAUAAAUACUUGGACUAAACUUGACCAAUAAAUCUCAUUUUUUAGCCCGGUGCCACACCAGAAGAAAUUUCAAACAUGAGCAGACAGAUGGCAGAGCUUCAACUGCAGAUCGAUCAGGUGAUUACUGUCAAUGUUUUGUUUGUGGUUGCUAAGCAACAAGACAAACAGGGGUUGUUUGUGGUUGCUAGGCAACAAGACACACAGGUGUUGUUUGUGGUUGCUAGGCAACAAGACACACAGGUGUUUGUUUGUGGUUGCUAGGCAACAAGACACACAGGUGUUUGUUUGUGGUUGCUAGGCAACAAGACACACAUGUGUUGUUUGUUUGUGGUUGCUAGGCAACAAGACACAUGUGUUCUUUGUUUGUGGUUGCUAGGAAUCAAGACACACAGGUGUUGUUUGUUUGUGGUUGCUAGGCGACAAGACACACAGGUGUUGUUUGUGGUUGAAAGAUAGCAAAAUGCACUGGUGUUAAUGUUAAAUGUUAAUUUUUGUGUGCAUAAGUGUAAACAAAGAAGGAAGUCAGCAAAACAAUUGUGUCAUACAUCAUUGGUCUCCAAACCAUUUGUUGGUCAUGCACACUUCCGCUAUUUGGAAAACUAAAAACUGAUCCCAGGAGAUUACAUUAUUUUUUUAAAGAUUUAAAAUUAUGAAUUCAUUAUCUGCGUGCCCAUGAGUUUGAAAAAAAUCAUCUCACUUUAACACUACUGCCAAAGAUGUGACCUUUGAAUCUUCUCACUUUAACACUACUGCCAAAGAUGUGACCUUUGAAUCUUCUCACUUUAACACUACUGUCAAAGAUGAGACCUUUGACUCUUCUCACUUUAACACUACUGUCAAAGAUGAUCUUCUUGAGUGUCAGCUGCGCAUCAUUUAAUUUUACUUUUAACAAUUUUUGGCCAUGACAAUUCUAUUCAAACUCGCUAAUCACAUAAGUCAGAUUUUACAUAUUUAUUAUUAAACAUUAAAAUCCUAAUAAAAUCUUGAAAAAGAAUUUGUUAAAGUUUGGUUAGAUGGUUUGACAAAAAGUGCACUUUUGCACUGAUGCAAGUUUUAAAUUAUGUUUUCAUGACCCUGAGAAGCUCUAGAUCUUCAAAAAAAAUUUUUUUUGUUGAAAAAAUAGACUUGUAUUCUUAGAGUUACGGCGAAAAUAUAAUUUACUUUGAAGGGUUUCAUUUCACUUGGGAUCAGGGAUCUUUUACCACUUUAGAUCAUUCAGCUGUUUGUUUGGUAGGUGCUUAAUGACCUCUAGUGCUGAAAUGGGUACAUUAGGAUACAUUAUAUCCAUUAAACUUACCCGUACCCGCACUAUGUGGUCUAAAUUUUAUGUUAUAAUUUUUCUCUUAAGGAGCGUAAAAAAGGCCAGAUAUCCGCGGAUCAAGCAGAGAGAGAAAUGGCCAAUACAAAACAUGAAUUACUGAGAAUUAGGGAGAUGUUAGAGUUAGCAGAAAAGGUAAGUUUAAAAAUCAUAAGAUGUACUAAAAAAAAAUAAUGUAGAAAAAUUGAUUCACAUGUUUGUGCAAAAUUUAAAGUCAUAUUGAAAUCUUGAACAAAAACUUUGUUUAUCAAUAUGUUUUAAGUAUUAAUUUUUUUCCACCUUGAAUUUUUAAAGAAAAACUAACUCUGAUUACUUGUCAUUUCAGGAACUAGAAAACUAACUCUGGUUACUUGUCAUUUCAGGAACUAGAAAACUAACUCUGAUUACUUGUCAUUUCAGGAACUAGAAAACUAACUCUGAUUACUUGUCAUUUCAGGAACUAGAAAACUAACUCUGGUUACUUGUCAUUUCAAUGACUAGAAAACUAACUCUGGUUACUUGUCAUUUCAGGAACUAGAAAACUAACUCUGGUUACUUGUCAUUUCAGGAACUAGAAAACUAACUCUGGUUACUUGUCAUUUCAGGAACUAGAAAACUAACUCUGGUUACUUGUCAUUUCAAUGACUAGAAAACUAACUCUGGUUACUUGUCAUUUCAGGAACUAGAAAACUAACUCUGGUUACUUGCCAUUUCAGGAACUAGAAAACUAACUCUGGUUACUUGUCAUUUCAGGAACUAGAAAACUAACUCUGGUUACUUGCCAUUUCAGGAACUAGAAAACUAACUCUGGUUACUUGUCAUUUCCUGAACUAGAAAACUAACUCUGGUUACUUGUCAUUUCAGGAACUAGAAAACUAACUCUGGUUACUUGUCAUUUCAGGAACUAGAAAACUAACUCUGGUUACUUGUCAUUUCAAUGACUAGAAAACUAACUCUGGUUACUUGUCAUUUCAGGAACUAGAAAACUAACUCUGGUUACUUGUAACUCUGGUUACUUGUCAUUUCAGGAACUAGAAAACUAACUCUGGUUACUUGUCAUUUCAAUGACUAGAAAACUAACUCUGGUUACUUGUCAUUUCAGGAACUAGAAAACUAACUCUGGUUACUUGCCAUUUCAGGAACUAGAAAAGAAAGUGAGUCAAACAAAUCCAUUUAAAAACCUGAAACAAAUGCUUCAAAGGAAAAAUGACCAGAUGAAAGAGUUAAGAAAACGCCUUAUGAAGUAAGUGUGUUGGGUUAUGAAGUAAGUGUGUUGGGUUAUGAAGAAAGUGGUUUGGGUUAUGAAGUAAGUGUGUUGAGUUAUGAAGUAAGUGUGUUGAGUUAUGAAGUAAGUGUGUUGGGUUAUGAAGUAAGUGUGUUGGGUUGUGAAGAAAGUGUGUUGGGUCAUGAAGUAAGUGUGUUGGGUUAUGAAGUAAGAGUGUUUGGUUAUGAAGUAAGUGUGUUGAGUUAUGAAGUAAGUGUGUUGAAUUAUGAAGUAAGUGUGUUGUGUUAUGAAGUAAGUGUGUUGGGUUAUGAAGUAAGUGUAUUGGGUUAUGAAGUAAGUGUGUUGGGUUAUGAAGUAAGUGUAUUGGGUUAUGAAGUAAGUGUGUUUGUUUUUCCUGGUUAUUUAUAAUGUAGUAUAUUUGAUGGUGUUAUUGAUGGGCCAAAAAUGUUAAAACUUAUGCUAGAAACAAAAAAUUUGUGAGAAAGGAGUUCAGUCAUUUUAUUAUUCAAAUUACCAUAAUUCACAUGCAAAUGUGAAUACAGCACAACUUAGUACUUUAAAUUAAAAACAAAGCAAAAAAACUUGUAAUUAUUCUGAGUCUACAAGAUCACACAUGAAAGUACCAAUAUCUUGAUAUGACCUUAUUUCAAUAAGUGAUAUUAUUUUCAUCAAGCGUGCAGAUCAACAUUUCAGUUAACAGGUUCAACUUUUGAGGCUCAAUCCAGCCGUUGAAUCUUGCAUAUGUUGAGACACAUAGACAUCUUUGACCCAUGGAACUUCAUAUGUUGAGACACAUAGACAUCUUUGACCCAUGGAAGUUCCCUGGUGAAAUUAUUUUAUGUCUCAUAGAACAUAUCUUGGAAAUUUUUUUUGCUUACACUCCAAAUGUUUCUUUCUUCCAAACAGAUAUGAAGAAGUUGAGGAUAACUAAGCCUGGUCCAAUGAACUUUAAUGAAAUUCAACAACAGAGACAGAAUACACACACCAGAAGCUACUGGACAUCCACUAAAUACAGUGUCCUGACCUAGUCUUUUAUUCAAACCUGCCAAUUGAUUUGUCAUUUUAAAAUAUUUUUUUACAAAACACUCUCAGAACCCCUUCAUGUUAAAACAGGAAUGUUUAAAUCCUGUAAUUAUGUUUGUAAAACUAUCUUUACUUUUUGCUUCUAUUAUCAUACGUAUUUUCAUUGUUACAUAGAUUCUAUUGAACAUCAAAUAUAUUCGAUAAUUACUAAUACAAAGCUUUUGUCUUUUUUCGCUACUUAAAAAUGAUGGUUGU
Messenger RNA from Lymnaea stagnalis (great pond snail), 11643 nucleotides. The record is from the annotation of a GenBank genome assembly. NCBI's taxonomy places the organism in Eukaryota, Metazoa, Mollusca, Gastropoda, Lymnaeidae.